Messenger RNA from Phytomonas sp. EM1, 1707 nucleotides. The record is from the annotation of a GenBank genome assembly. Lineage: Eukaryota; Euglenozoa; Kinetoplastea; Trypanosomatida; Trypanosomatidae.
AUGUUUCGGUCUUUGAUCCGGCGCUCGAACGUGGCGAAGCCUCCUACCCGUGGGCUGGAGUUUCUGCAGAAUCGCUUCACCAACAAAGGAACGGCCUUCAGCUUGAAGGAGCGCAAAGCCCUUGGCCUCGAAGGCGUGCUGCCGCCGGCUGUUGAGACCCUGGACACGCAGGUGAAGCGCUGCUGGCACCAGUUCAAGCUGCUGAACCAGCCGAUUAACCGCUACCAGCUGCUCCGCGGCAUCCUAGACAAGAACGCCACCCUCUACUAUGCGGUACUCAUGCACAACUUGAGCGAAACGCUGCCUGUUGUGUACACGCCGACGGUCGGUGAGGUUUGCCAGAGGUACGGUGAGCUAUACCAGAACGACCACGCACUCUACCUUGACUUAAAGAGCAAGGGGAACGUGAGCGGGCUUGUCAAGAACCUGGGGAUGAAGGACGUGGAUAUUAUCGUCGUCACGGACGGCUCACGUAUCCUCGGGCUGGGGGAUCUCGGCUGCAACGGUGUCGGCAUCAGCAUUGGCAAGUCCUCCCUCUACGUCGCGGGUGCCGGGCUGCAACCCAGUCGUGUGCUGCCCGUCGUGCUGGACGUCGGCACGAACACGGAUAAGAUCCGCGAGAACCCCUUCUACUUCGCCUCUCGCCAGAAGCGGUGCGGCGAUGCCGAGUUCUACGGCCUGAUGGAUGAGUUCAUGGAGGCUGUGACGAAGCAGUGGCCCGGUGCUGUGGUGCAGUUCGAGGACUUCAGCAACAACCAUUGCUUCAACAUCCUAUCGCGCUACCAAGAGAAGUACCGCUGCUUCAACGACGACAUACAGGGAACGGGUGCCGUGAUUGCUGCGGGCUUCCUCAACGCGGUGAAGCUGUCGAAGAUGUCCCCCAAGGAUCAUCGGAUCAUCUUCGUUGGCGCUGGCUCCGCGGCGACGGGUGUGGCGCAGAGCAUGGCCGACCUGGCCGCGCUCAAGUACGGCGGUAAUGCGGAAGACUACAAGGGCAACUUCUACUUCAUUGACUCCAAGGGUUUGGUGACGAACACCCGCGGUGACAAGCUCGAUGCCCACAAGGUGUCAUGGGCCCGCAAGGACAUAUCGGCCGAGGACAACCAGAAGCUCAAGACCCUCGAUGAUGUCGUGAAGCGCGUGAAGCCGACCGCACUGAUCGGUCUCGGUGGCGUGCCCUCCGUGUUCACUGAGGGGAUCAUCAAGUUCAUGACCACCUACUGCGAGCGCCCCAUCGUCUUCCCGCUGUCGAACCCCACCAGCCAGGCGGAGGUCACGCCAGAUGAGGCGUACCGGUGGACCAACGGCAAGGCGAUCAUCGCCUCCGGGAGCCCGUUCCCAGAGACCGUCCUCGACGGGAAGACCCUGAAGCCGUCCCAGGGCAACAACCUCUACGUCUUCCCGGGCAUCGGGCUGGGCUGCUGCAUCGCCGCGCCGUCGCACAUCCCGCAGGGAACGCUGGUGGCUGCCGCGUCUGCCCUAAGUGACCUCGUCACGCCCGAGGAGCUGGAGAAGGGGCUGCUGUACCCCUCCAUCGACGAGGUGCGCGAGGUGUCUGCCCACGUCGCGGUCGCAUGCAUCCAGCACCUCCAGAGCGUGGGCCUCGCCAAGGCGGGUCUCCCGACGGAGAAGGAUGCCCUCCUCAAGCACGUCCUGGACGCCAUGUGGGUGCCCGAGUACCUCCCUGAGGAGUACUACCUGAGCUAA